AUGGCCAGCGCAACACAACCGGUGCAUCUGAAACUGGAACGUUUCGGAACCGUUUUACGCGUAACCAUCAACAAUCCGCGCAAAAAGAAUGCUCUCAACAAACAGGCAUACCAAGAUCUGGCUGAUACCCUCAAUACAGCGAACAAGGAUGACGGUAUAAAUGUGGUUGUACUAACCGGUACCGGAGAUUACUACAGUUCGGGUAACGAUAUGGUAUCGGCGGUGUCCGAUGAAGGAUCGGUCGAAGAAAAGCUUGCUCGUGGAAAUGCUAUUUUGCGGGAUAUGGUUCGUGCUUUUAUUUCAUUCGACAAGUUGCUGAUUGCUAUCAUCAAUGGCCCGGCGAUUGGAAUUGCGGCAACCACUGCACUUUUGAGCGAUGUUGUGUAUAUGACGGACUCAGCCUACUUCUACACGCCGUUCACAAAGUUGGGCCUUUGCGCUGAAGGAUGCUCCUCGUACACGUUCCCAUUGCUUAUGGGUCGAAGCAAGGCAUCAGAAAUGCUCCUACUGAACCACCGUAUGUCUGCCCAAGAGGCAUUGCAGUUUAACGUCGUCGCAAAUGUGUUUAAACGUGAUGAGAUUGAAAGCAAACUAUGGCCUCAGAUACUGGAGUACGGUAAACUUCCAAUUGGAUCCAUUAAAGCUGGUAAGAUGCUGAUCAAUCGUUUCCAGCGCGAUAAACUCUACGAAGCAAAUGAUCGCGAAACGGAAGCACUAAUGGAUCGCUACCAGACGGAAGAAUCGCUGAAUGCGGUAAUGGAAUUUAUGAUGCGGAAAAGCAAAAUGUAA
Molecule: messenger RNA, 789 nt
Organism: Anopheles marshallii
Lineage: Eukaryota; Metazoa; Arthropoda; Insecta; Diptera; Culicidae
Gene: Dci
Product: enoyl-CoA delta isomerase 2
Exons: 1
Coding region: 1-789 (262 amino acids)
Source: RefSeq, a predicted model, not a curated record